Molecule: messenger RNA, 2170 nt
Organism: Vidua chalybeata
Lineage: Eukaryota; Metazoa; Chordata; Aves; Passeriformes; Viduidae
Gene: HABP2
Product: hyaluronan binding protein 2
Exons: 14
Coding region: 55-1734 (559 amino acids)
Biological process (GO): blood coagulation; proteolysis
Molecular function (GO): calcium ion binding; serine-type endopeptidase activity
Source: RefSeq, a predicted model, not a curated record
GCUUGUCUUAAAAAUCAUAGGCAAGAAGAAAAAGCUAAUUUCAAGAUAAAAAGAAUGAUGGUUAACAGUGCUUUGAUGCUUCAGGUUCUUCCAGUGGUUAUUCUCCUAGGGACCACAUGUUUGGGCGCUUCUCAUUUUUCCUUCUGGGCCAACGUGAUGGAAGAUGAGACUGAUGACUAUGAGAACUAUUACUACUCUACAGAACCGAAGCAGGACCCCAGCCUCCAGCAGGAGCUCUCGGAGGAAUUUAGCUGGAUCGAGAGAUCUUUAGGUGACAUCUUUUACAUGGAAGACUCAUGCUCCUCCAACCCCUGCAAGAAUGGUGGUAUGUGUGAAGCCAGAGGAAGUGACUUCAGCUGUCGCUGCCCCAAGCCAUACAGUGGGACUACAUGUGAAAAAGUGGAGGACACGUGUCUGGAGAAGAACUGCCACUUUGGUGACUGCCUGAUUAUAUUAACCCCACCUUAUUUUAAGUGCAGCUGCAAGCCUCCCUACAAGAGACCCUCCUGUCAGCACGCAUCCAAACAGUGCAGCCCAAACCCUUGCAAAAAUGGAGGCACCUGCAAACGGAACAGAUACAGAUCAAAAUUCACCUGCGAGUGCCCUGAACCUUUCAGAGGGAGAUUCUGCGAGAUCGGACCAAAUGAUUGUUAUGAAGAGGACUCCUCUACAUAUAGAGGUAGAGUGAACCAAGCGGAAAAUGGCAGGACCUGCCUGCACUGGAAUUCCCACCAUCUCUUGGACCAUCCUUUUAAUGCUUUUAUGGAGGAUGCUGACUCAUAUGGCAUUGGUGAACACAACUUCUGCAGGAAUCCUGAUGAGGAUGAAAAACCCUGGUGCUACAUCAGGAAAAAUAAUGAAGUGGAUUGGGAAUACUGUGAUGUUUCACCCUGCUCAGCUGAAGAGACCCCAACAGAACCCCCUACAGACCCCCCUGAAAUAUUCCAAACAUGUGGACAACCAGAAGUUCGUAGGACACUCAAGAAGAUCUAUGGUGGAUCCAAGGCUACACCUGGAAAACAUCCCUGGAUGGCAUCUCUGCAGAGACAGACUCCAGAUGGGAAUGAACAUUUCUGUGGUGGAGUGCUAAUUAAAUCUUGCUGGGUUCUUACUGCUGCACACUGCCUUGAAAAACUAACAACAAAGAUCCAAGUAGUCCUUGGCAAGCAGAACCUCAAGAAGAAAGAGGAUCAUGAGCAAAUAUUUGAUGCAGUGCAAAUAAUUUUACAUGGGAAAUACAGAGAGGAGAGGGGUGGUGCCCUAUACAAUGAUCUUGCACUACUUAAACUGCAGCCUGUUGAUGGUUACUGUGCAGUGGAAACAAAGUAUGUGAAAAUAGCAUGUCUCCCUGACUUCUUCCUUCCUGCUGGGACCUCCUGCUUUAUUUCUGGAUGGGGUGAUACAGAGACAGGUGACCCAUCCCAUCAGCUGUUAGAUGCCAAUGUCAAGCUGAUUUCACAAAGGAAAUGCAAUGAACCCAAACUACAUGAUGACAAACUGGAUGAUAGCAUGUUUUGUGCAGGAAACCUUCGGAAACCUGGAAUCGAUUCCUGUCAGGGAGACUCUGGAGGCCCGCUGACUUGUGUACAAAAUGGCUCCUACUAUGUAUAUGGCCUUGUGAGCUGGGGUGAAGGAUGUGGGUUAAGAAACAAGCCCGGAGUUUAUACCCAGGUGACAAAAUUUACCAGUUGGAUUAACGCUGCAAUUCAGUCUUCAUCAAGGUCACGUCAUUAGGAGAGAGCUUUGGAAUGACAAAUGAUCUGAUUUUCAAGCCGUGAAGAUUCUCCCAUCUCAGCUGCUGCCAGACAUUUCCUCUUCCCCUCAUGCUUCUGUCUAAGGUGUGUUUUUUCUGAACUCACCAAAGCUAUUGGUGCGUACUCUUAAAGUCAGUACCAUUUUUCACACACAUAAGAAUCACCACGUGACUGAGUUUGCAAGAUUGCAGCCUUUGGAAUUUCCUGAGGAGGGAGAAUCAGGCAGGAUAAUUAUUUUUAAAAGCACUUUUGUGGGUAAAUAAGUACAAAUUUCAUUAGUGAUGCAUUUCAGAUUGAAAAACCAAACAAACUUUCAGUACUAGAAUUAUCCACUUUAUUCCUGACUAGAGAAUAAUUACAUGUUAUGCUCCAGAUCUACGAUGGUUUAUAUGUACUUAACCAGUGAGAGCUAGUAG